AUGAACCUGUUCAAAAUCCCCUACCUUGCUCAACUCAACAUUGUCAAACAACUCGAAUUCCACGAGCUAUUCUUACUAGGACUAUGUUCGAGAAGGUCGAAACUUCUCUCUCAAUGUGUGAACCAUAAAUUCGAUGCAACUGUAAUUGAUGUCAUCGAUGGUUGCUUACAAGUACAGAAUACCGGACUGGAAGGAAAUGAUGUGGUAAAAUGGGCGUCGAUGGAUAACCCGGGAGAUGACGGAUGGUUGUACGAUGAGGUGACGAAUUGGGAAAGGAAAAUAGAGUUUGAGUAUCGGGGAGCCAAGAUUGAUUGCAGAAUCUCCUUCCACCCUGAAAAGGAAAUCCCAAUAAUUUGGUGUAAAGAAAGAUUCAAAAAGAAGAUAUCCCUUGCAACACACUCCGCUCUCUGUGACAUUUCCAACAUCUCUCCAAUUCUUCAAGUCAUGUGUAGCAUGGAUCGUCUAUGGGAGUUUCCAGAUGUAGACGAAAUUGAUAACUUUUAUGGAUACGGAACUUCCAACGAUAUACAAGAACUAUUACAGUUCUUUAAUAGAGUCACAAUCCGGAACAGUGUUCGACUAACCGAUUGGCCCUCUUUCUUCUACGACAUAAGUUUCCCAUUGGCUUCCGUCGACCAUCUUUAUGUUGAGAAUUCACGAGAGCUUGCGGGUCGUCAUCUGGAAUUUUUCGAUGUUCGAAGCGCAUUAUUCUGUAAAGCUAGAGGUGUGGAAGACCAUCACAUUAUCAAUUUCAUAAGACUCUGGUUGGAUGGCUCAUUUGAGAAACUGGAAUCAAUGUGGAUUAUGAUGGGUGCAACACAGUUAUCCCAGGAGUCGCUCACUGAAAUUUUUGGCGCAAAGCAUUGGGAUCCGACAAGAAGAGCAGCGAGGUUUAAGUAUCCAGAUGGCCUCAAACUAUUAUACGAAGACGAUAUUUUGGAUUUGAGGAAUGGAGUGGAUAUCGAGAGACCUAGUGAUGGUAGACUGGCGACAAUUGUCUUCGAAGGAGAACAAUUUCGAUUCUUCGUCUGGAAAGAGUCUCGCUUCCCUGAGCAAUUAGAGCCGGUCACCCUGAGAAUGGAAGUGGAAGGCCGAGAAAAGAGUGUUUUUGUUCUGGGAAAGACCUAUUUCUGA
Messenger RNA from Caenorhabditis remanei, 1134 nucleotides. RefSeq lists its product as uncharacterized. Gene Ontology annotation, biological process: embryo development. The record is from RefSeq and is a predicted model, not a curated record. Bases 1 to 1134 code for a protein of 377 amino acids. The transcript is spliced from 3 exons. Lineage: Eukaryota; Metazoa; Nematoda; Chromadorea; Rhabditida; Rhabditidae.